This is a messenger RNA of Neospora caninum, 2556 nucleotides long. Its product is annotated as putative DnaJ domain-containing protein. The transcript has 16 exons. Lineage: Eukaryota; Apicomplexa; Conoidasida; Eucoccidiorida; Sarcocystidae. The record is from RefSeq and is a predicted model, not a curated record. Bases 1 to 2556 code for a protein of 851 amino acids.
AUGGCGGCGAAAAAGGGAAAGCAAACUGGCAAGGGUCAACCCAACAAGGCAAUUCCCGCCCCGGCUUCGCAUCCAGAGUCGAGUGACGAAGAGGUUGACGCAUUUGGAAAAAGCGCUGGCAGGGGUCCGAGUGUCUUCACUCUCGCUUCGGGAAAGAACAACGCGAGCAGCCAGAGGGACGGGAAAAACAGACAAGCAGGCUCCGGAGGCCGACGCACAGACGGAAGCCCUGCCUCGAACUCUACCCGAGAAGACGCCGUGGACAGUGGCGACGAAGUGGACGCAAUGGGGAAACGCGCGGCCCACGUGUACGACGCCCUCCGCUCCGGCAGUCACCGCACAAGUCCCACGGGGCCUGCAACCUCCAGCGGCGGCGAGGAGGCGAGAAAACGCCUGGGAAAGAAAGAAAAGGGAAAGAACGCUCCGCGCUCAGGCAAGAGAAAGGAGAAAGACGAAGGUUUCUCCUUCGCCGUUUUGAAGGAGCGGCUGUUCGAAUCGAGCACGCCUCUGCGGAGUCGCCUCCUGCGGUGGCUCGUCAACGCAUGCGUCGCUCUUGCAAUCAUCGGCGUUUUUGCGCUGAAAGCCGCGGAGGAAUAUUACGGCCAAGAUGAAGACACGGGUGGGCAGCAGACAGAACAACACCUGGCCGCUCUUCAGCUGGACUCAGGAGCAACUGAAGCAGACAUCCGCAAAGCCUACAGAACUUUGUCUGUGCGAUGGCACCCGGACAAGAACCCAGGUUGCGCAGGUUGCCAAGCCCGCUUCACGGAAGUAGCGGUUGCGUACGAGUCCUUGAUGAAGGCGCUGAAGAAGAAGAAGGACGGCAACGACGCAGGCGAUCAGGAACGGAGCCGCGGAGAAGGCGAGGAAAGUCUCGCGCGUACCAGCAAAGACAUCAUCGACCUCACGAGUCUCGGGCCAAACGACGCGUUCUAUCCCGCCACAGGCCGACACGUGUGGACAAUCAUGCUCCACAAUGACAAGGACGAGUUCAGCGAGCACGUGAUGGAGAUGUGGCAGGAAACAGCGUUGACGUUGGGGAAAUAUUUCAAGUAUGGCGUCAUCAAUGUGAGGAAGAACAAGGAUCUGACGAAGCGGCUUCCUGUCAAUAUCAAAAUCUUCCCGGCGAUCCUCGUUAUGGCCAACGGCAUGCAUCCAGAGGUGUACCCCGCAAUCACGCGGCCUUCUGUGGAGAGCAUCCACGCUUUUAUUGCUCGCAGCUUCCCGAAUCAUAUUGCGAGUCUCUCGUCAGCCUCCGAGGUGAAGGCCUUCCUUUCUGCGUCGGCUGCGCCUGGUCUGUCUGCUCUGGCCCAACCGUACAAGCUCGUGGUUGUUCCUUCGCGCUCUUCGCCGACUGUCCCCUCGCUCCUUCUCAAACACGCGGCACACAAAUAUCUGCCGCUCUUCUCCUUCGGCUACGUGCACAACUUGGAGCGUUUCCUUGCCGACGAGGCCGAGACGAAGGAACUCUUUGCGGCGCUGCAAGAUCCGCCCCGGUGGCUAACCCGGAGAGAGGAUACCAAAUCCCUCGUGAAAAAUGCGCCUCUCGGAUUCACACAAGAGGACCUACGCUCGUCUCUGGUAUUUUUGCUCUUUGUCGACGAGGGCGAAGGCGUCCACAGAUAUGUGGAGAAACUGUCCAUCCGAAAGUCUCGCGCGUCUCAAAGCGCCCUCUUCACGCAACUCCACAACCUCCUCGCUUCCUUCCAGCAACACGUUCACCCCUACAUUUACCAGCAGAAUGCGGCUCUGUUGUGCCGCGGUACGCUGGAGCAACGGGUGUACACACUCGUGCGCGUUGAGGGGCCGGCCGGGGAAGGCCAGGGAGGCGACUCGGCGAAGGCCACGGCCGACGCUGUUCUCUCUGUCGACGAAAUCAGCGCGAUUCUCCAGACGUCUCGGGAAAGAUUCCUCAAGGAAGAGGAAGUCGCCGAGGAAGAUGAAGGAAGCAAAGAUGGAGGCUUCCAUGUUCAGACGGUUCGCUUGUCACUCGACGCCCCUGCGCUGCUGCCUUCUCUCCCCGGCAUUCCUGCGUCGGCACCCUUCUUCACGUUCUGGAAAGAAGACCUGGAGUUCUCGCGUCUCUUCCUCCUCGACCUCGACGGCAGUCGCUUCCUCACGCUCCACGACGCCGACACGCGCGGCGGCCAGAACGGCUCGCUCCGGGAAGCUGAGGCCGAGAAGAAGCGUCAGAGAAGUCUGCUCGCCGAGCUUUACCAGCUCCUCGACGCGCAGCAGCACAAGUCGGAGGACGAAGAAAUCGACGAAAAACACCUCGACUUUGAGCCGUUGCCGGAAUACUGCGAUGCCCACCGUUUCGCCAAACGCUGUGUCGCCAGCGCCGCACCCGCCUGGUACUGGUCCGCGCUGUACAGCUUCUUCGACAUCUCCUGGACCAACGUCGUCCUCUUGGCCAGCGUGGCGGCGCUCUGUUACGUGGGUGGUGGUUUGAGUUCAGAGAUGGUCAUCAUGCUCGUGCUGGGCGGCUCCCUCCUGAUUGGCUGCUGGUCGCACUUCGAGACGAUCUUCAACUUCUUCUCGACUGCAGGGCGCUGA